CUCGACUCGUCUGAGCUCUUUCCUUUUCUCCUUGCCAUCAAACCCAACAUGACUCGCAACGCCCUCUUGUCCGAGGUGCGCCAGCUGAUCCCGCCCCUGUCAUCCGAGCUCCACAAGGGCCAGGCAGGGCGAGUCGGCAUCGUCGGCGGGUCCGCCGACUACACCGGCGCGCCCUACUUUGCCGCCAUGUCGUCGAUGCGCCUGGGCGCCGACAUGUCGCACAACAUCUGCGAGCCCUCGGCGGGCGACGUCAUCAAGACCUACAGCCCCGAUCUGAUCGUGCAUCGGAUCCUGGGCACUGAUCGUUCCCUGGGAGACAUCCGCAAGGACAUCGAGGGUAUCGUCGACCGCCUGCAUGCCCUCGCCGUCGGUCCGGGCCUAGGUCGCGACGAACACAUGCAGGCGUGCGCAAAAGUCGCCAUGCAGGCCGCCAUCGAUAAGCAAAUCUACCUUAUCGUCGACGCAGAUGGGCUUUGGCUGCUGCAGAACGAGCCUGACGUCGUCAAGGGGUACAAGCGCUGCGUCCUGACACCAAAUGUCGUCGAAUUUGGCAGGCUGUGCCAAAAGCUGGGAAUCGAGCUCAAGGGCUCGGAAAGUGACGAGAAGCAGGACGAAGCGCUGAAGCUUCUUGCUCAGCGGUUAUCUGGCCCCACGAUCCUCCUAAAGGGCAAGAUCGAUCGCAUCACCGAUGGACGCUCCAUUCUCUACGUCUCGGAGCCAGGCGGACUCAAGCGCUGCGGGGGCCAAGGCGACAUUCUCACCGGAAGCCUCUCGACUUUCCUGGCGUGGGCCUCGGUCUAUCAGAGCGGUGUGGGCAGUGACACCAAGGCCGGGAAAAGAAUCGACGAGGAGAGACUGCCCAUGUUGGCGGCGUAUGGCGCAAGCACGAUCAUGCGCACCGUGUCAAACAUCGGCUUCAAGACGCACAAGCGCGCCCUUCUUGCCCACGACCUACUCGACCAAGUUGGGGUCGCAUACGAAAAACAUUUUGGCGAGGGGAGUGACACACAUGCGGCUCUGUGAGGCAGCACUUUUGUGUGAAGAGCCCUUCCAUCAGCAUGUCUGUCAAAGACGGCGACUACAGGCCACGGUACUGAGAUGGCACUGCUACGUGACUCAUCAACACGCUGCCGUGCCAAGGCAGAGCCUUCCGAAGACUUCCGUAUUGCACCUGUAGAGUAACGGAGGUGACGGAAUACAGAAAGAAGCGGCCCAGACUCUCAUGGCGCCGCAAGUGUGCGAUGCUUCUUGGCUUGCUCGCACCGCUCCCAAUCAUAC
Messenger RNA from Acaromyces ingoldii, 1278 nucleotides. RefSeq names its product Ribokinase-like protein. Lineage: Eukaryota; Fungi; Basidiomycota; Exobasidiomycetes; Exobasidiales; Cryptobasidiaceae. Bases 49 to 1023 code for a protein of 324 amino acids. The record is from RefSeq and is a predicted model, not a curated record. The transcript has 3 exons. Gene Ontology annotation, biological process: metabolite repair. Gene Ontology annotation, molecular function: ATP-dependent NAD(P)H-hydrate dehydratase activity.